Mesorhabditis spiculigera is the source of this 855-nucleotide messenger RNA. NCBI's taxonomy places the organism in Eukaryota, Metazoa, Nematoda, Chromadorea, Rhabditida, Rhabditidae. The record is from the annotation of a GenBank genome assembly.
AUGUCCAAGGAAGACUCAGAACUCGAAAUCGGUACCAAGAAAACGAUUGAAGCGCGCGGGAUCCGGAUUGGGCGUUAUAUUGGUAGCGGCUCAUAUUCAAAGGUCUACUGCGCCGUCAACCCGGAAAAGAUGGAGAUUGCGCUGAAAGUGAUUGAGAUGAAGGCAAAGAGCGAUUAUAUCCAAAGAUUCUUGCCGCGUGAAGUUGAGAUUGUUCGCCGCCUCAACCACCCAAACAUUGCAAGAAUUUACAAGGUGUACUUCCUCGAGGGCCCGAAAGUUACGGUCUUUGAAGGCGAAUUCUGCGCAAAUGGCGAUCUCCUCGACCGUAUUAAGCGAAACAAGCAGCUCACCGAAGUCGAGGCAAGGCCCUUUUUCCGUCAGCUGAUUGAGGCGAUGAAGUACCUCGAGGCGCACGACAUCGUCCACCGCGACCUCAAAUGCGAAAACGUCUUCCUCGACCGGUUCGACAACGUGAAGCUCGGCGAUUUUGGCUUUUCACGCGUGUUGAAAAAGGGAGAGAAAUCUGACACCUUUUGCGGGUCAAAGAUCUACGUAGCGCCCGAGAUUCUGCGAGGACAAAAGUAUGGCGGGAAUGCGGUAGACAUCUGGAGCAUGGGCAUCGUGCUAUACAUUAUGGUGACCGGUGUGAUGCCGUACGAUGAGGGGAACCUGCAGAAGAUGGUCGAGCGCCAGAUGACGCACAUGGUUCGACUCGAUUACAACGAGAUGAUCACGAGUGAAUGGCUGAAAGAGACGCCGUAUAAGAUGUCGAAUGAGAAGACCGGAAAUAAUGGCACGCCCGCCGUCCAAUUCGUCCAACCAAAAUUCCGCAUGCUCAAAGACGCCCCGUUGUGC